Centropristis striata (black sea bass) is the source of this 6279-nucleotide messenger RNA. It is a transcript of the gene fnip1, whose product is annotated as folliculin interacting protein 1. Gene Ontology annotation, cellular component: cytoplasm. Bases 74 to 3898 code for a protein of 1274 amino acids. The transcript has 18 exons. Gene Ontology annotation, molecular function: protein-folding chaperone binding; ATPase inhibitor activity. Lineage: Eukaryota; Metazoa; Chordata; Actinopteri; Perciformes; Serranidae. The record is from RefSeq and is a predicted model, not a curated record.
ACAAGGAACAAGAUUUGCUCUUGGAUUUGAAAAGAAAAAGAGACUUUCUGUACCGAAUUAAUUUUGGUACAAAAUGCCUCCGACUCUCUUCCAGAAACUUUUCAACAAGAGAAAUGCGUUUUCGUCGCCGCCCCCGAGAUGUAGCAAAGAGGAUCCAGCUUUCAGCUGGCCAAUCCCCCAGCUGGAUCCCAGUCAGAUCAGGCUGAUAGUCUACCAGGACUGUGAGAGGCGUGGCAGAAAUGUCCUCUUCGACUCCAAUGCCAAAAAGAGGGGCACAGAGGAAACCCCCAUCACCAGCACUGAGGGCCAGGUUAAGAUGUUUGGGAAAUGCUGCCAGCUCCGUCCUACUGGAGGCAGCAGCAGUUCCUUGGACAGCUCCUCCUCUUGCACCUCAGAAACCAAGGAAACCAAGGAGCAGGGUCUCCGCUUCCAGGGUUCUAGGUGUUCGUCUGAUGUGGUAAUGCUGGGUGAAAUGAUGUUUGGCUCUGUGGCUAUGAGCUACAAAGGUUCAACGCUAAAAAUCCACCAGAUCAGAUCGCCACCUCAGCUGAUGCUGAGCAAGGUCUUCACCGCCAGGACGGGAGGCAGUGUGUACGGCAGUCUCAACACGUUACAAGACAGCCUAGAGUUCAUUGGACAGGACAGCAACACACUAAGGCCUGAUCAAAACACCGGGCCCAACAGUCUCCUAGGAAACAUAGGAUUUUCUCAGCUCUGCAGCCCUCGACGGGCCUUCUCUGAACAGGGCCCUCUGCGCCUCAUCAAGAGCGCAUCUUUCUUUUCAGGCCACAGUCACCCCAUGGACAUGCCUGGCCGAGGGCUUCACGAUGAGAGGGACAGCGGUAUCGCCAGGUCAGCCUCUCUGAGCAGUCUGCUCAUCACUCCCUUCCCAUCCCCUGGCUCCUCCCUGACCAGCAGCUGUGCGUCCAGUUACCAGCGCCGAUGGCUCCGCAGCCAAACCACCAGCCUGGAAAACGGCGUCUUCCCCCGAUGGUCAGUCGAGGAGAGCUUCAACAUGUCUGACGAAAGUGGUGGACCUAGCCUCGGCGUGGCACGGAAGAAGAAGAUUGCCAUUGGUGUCAUCUUCAUGCUGUCUCCCAACCCUGAGGAGAACAACCGCUUCCAGGAUUUCUUUUUCUCCCACUUCCCUCUCUUUGAAAGCCACAUGAACAAACUCAAGAGCGCUAUCGAACAGGCCAUGAAGAUGAGUCGGCGGUCAGCUGAUGCCAGCCAGAGGGCCUUGGCCUACAGCCGAAUGGUGGAUGGACUCAAUGAGUUCAGGAUGACCAUCUGCGACCUCUACACCAUGCCCCGGGUGGCUGAGCCUGUCUGGCUGACUAUGAUGUCUGGAGCAUCUGAGAAGAAUCAGCUCUGUGGUCACUUCAUGAAGGAGCUCUCCUUGCUGAUGGAGCAGGCCUCCAAGAACCAAUUCCUCCCUGCAUUAUUGACAGCCAUCCUGACCAAUCAUCUGGCCUGGGUGCCCACCGUCAUGCCCAAUGGGCAACCUCCAAUCAAGAUAUUCCUUGAGAAGCACUCCUCCAAGAGCGUCGACAUGCUUGCAAAGACGCACCCCUACAACCCGCUCUGGGCACAGCUAGGAGACCUGUACGGUUCCAUUGGGUCACCGGUACGGCUGUCAAGGACCGUGGUGGUAGGCCGCAGACAGGAGCUGGUCCAGAGACUCCUCUAUGUCCUCACCUACUUUAUUCGUUGCUCUGAGCUGCUGGAGACCCACAUGCUGGACAGCGCUGAGGAUGAAGCCAUCGUUAUGCCCGGCUCUCUCAUCACCACCUCCCUAAGGAAGGGAGAGGUGGAGGAGUCUGACUAUGUCCUGGUUACUGUCCAUAAACCCGGUGGGGACUACUUGUCCCAAGGGGCCCAUGGUCGUCAGACUGAGACAGAGGACAGCAGCUACCCCUCAGACAACAGCCUCCAGAGCAGCACAUACACAGACACGGAGGCAGAGCAUGGCACUGGAGACACACCCAAAGAAGAAGAUGAGGAGGAGGUGGAAGAGGAGGAGGAGGAGGACAGCAGUGACAGUCAUGGGUCCAGGAGCAGUGUGCUUCACACAGGACACAGCCAGGGUGACAUCCCUGUUAUCAGGACUUCAGAGGAUGCUGAACCUGGGGAGCUGCGCAGGGAGUCUAGCAGCCCAUUGGCCACAGAGGCCAGACUGGAGACGGUGCUGCGGGUUGGCUCGGCAUCCCCUAGGGAGCAGGUCUGUGUGUUGGAUACAGAGAUCAAAGGAGAGCUGAGACUUAUUGUCCCAUCCAUACCUACAAUCAAGUCAAGUCCAUCCCCGAGCCCUGUCAUCACAGAGGGUAAAAGCUCUUGGUCAGAGGCUGGGAUGGAUGCAGGAACUGGGAAUCAGCCCGCCAGAGUGCUGUCUCCUCGGCCUUUGGAGAUCCCUCUAGAGAAGAAACCCCCAGAUAAGAACCUCGGUCCUACAGUGCCAGUACCAGUGAUAUCUGGAAACACCAUGACAGGGCCCAUGGCUUUGACUCUAACAGAAGAGGAUGAGCCGGCAACAAAAGUCACUUUCCUCAUUGGAGACUCCAUGUCUCCUGAGUCGGACACAGAGAGCCGCAGAAGGAAAGUGGAGGAGGACAGGAAAAAGCACAAGAAGCACCUGUUGCUGAUUCAGCAGCAACAACAGCAUCAUCAUGGGCAACAUUAUCCACAGCAGCUGCAGAGAGGAACAGAUUCAAAGGCCAGCAACACCAAUGUAUCAGAGGACCAAACCAUACAGACCAAGGUGGCUCCAGCCCUGCAGCGGGUGUCAAGUAAGAUGCCCCAGUGGAGCCCAAACUGUGUAGAUGAUUUUGAUGAGUAUUUCAGCAUGGAGAACCCUGUGGAGACUAGGACUAUUGACGAUGUCACCAAACGGCAGGAGUCCAGCACCACAGACAGUAUGCGCAAAGACUUGCUGGACCCCUCGGGAGUCUGCCGGCCUGGUGACUUGGGCAAUCAAAGCUUUCCAGGUGCAGUGAGGGGUCAGGGUCUCUGUUUGGGUUCAGGUAGGGGAGAGAUUGGGUCCAGCAGGAAGGGAGACACUUUGUUGGAUGUCCACAGGAGGUGCAGGUGUGGGUCUACAGAUUCCUCCGACAACUGCUGCUGCAGGGGCUGUUCUGCUGUGCAGGACAAGGGUCUUCUGUUGUCAGUACCCUUCUCACAGGAUGGGAGCAGCAACAGCAAAGAGGACCAAAAGCGUAAGGCAGUGCCUGUUAAUGACUGGGAAAUACCGCGCAACGAGAGCUCAGACAGCGCACUGGGAGACAGUGAGAGCGAGGAGACCGAGGACUGGCAGGAGGAAGUGCUGGUGCCAUUCCCAGGGUCGAAGUUGGUGGAGAACUACUCGAAGCCAACCAUUGCCAAUUUUGGCCGGUCUCUGUUUGGAGGCUACUGCCCCACCUACGUGCCAGACUUUGUACUGCAUGGGUUGCCCAGCGACGAGAAGCUACGGCAAUCCCUCAUGGCUGAAUUAACCCAUGCUGUUCAGCAUCCAGUAUUGGAUGAGCCCAUCGCGGAGGCUGUCUGCAUUAUAGCAGACACAGACAAGUGGACAGUUCAGGUGGCUAGUAGUCAGAGACGAGCCACGGAUGUCAACAAGCUAGGGAAGGAAGUCCUGGUGUCCAGCCUGGUUUCCAGCUUAUUGCAGUCCACUCACCAGCUCUACAAACUCAACCUCUCACCCAACUUUUGUAUAAUGCACCUUGAGGACCGCCUGCAGGAAAUCUACUUUAAGAGUAAGAUGCUUGCUGAGUAUUUGAAGGGCCAGACAAGAGUCCAUGUAAAAGAACUGGGCAUGGUCCUAGGAAUCGAGUCAAGCGACCUUCCCCUGUUGGCGGCAGUGGCCAGCACUCACUCCCCUUAUGUGGCCCAGAUCCUACUAUGAGACUGUAAUGGCACUGAGCUCCCCAGCAAUGAGCUGCCAGAGGGAGUCAAUCAGACCUGGGUGGUGCCACUCUGGCCCCAAAAACGGCCGUCCAAGCUUCGCAGCUGACCCCCAACAUGGUUUCCUGACCUGUGUGUCUGGCCUUAGUAGGAUCUUUACUCUGAGCCAGAGCAGUGCACGUCUUUAUGGACCACAGCCAGCGCCUCUCCUCACCACCACCACUGCUGCUGAAUGAGGUGCAAUGCAGAUGUUGCACCACAAGGGGGAACUAGAGACCACAGUCCCACAGAUGGAGCGAGGGUCUGCGGAUAACUGAAGCAUCCCUGAUAUAACCUACUCCAUUUGUUUGAAUGUUUCUUUUAAAGCAGAACUCUUUUAUUUUUGGACACAAAAGCCAAAGACUUUAUACAUUUUCCAGUUGAGAAUGAAACUUUAAGGAUAUUUACAGUAUAAUAAUAAUGGAUUUUUUUUUCUUUUAUGGUUUUUCGUUCUUUGUACAAUCUUAAACCCAGUUGUACAACCUGAUGGACUACAAGUUUAAAGGAAACAGAUGGACCUUUUUAGACAUUACUUUGAGGUAAAUAUCAUUGAGAACAUUAUCAAUCUCAUACCAAUUAUGUUAUUUCACUUACCUUCAUGUAUUUGUUUACAAGCCAAAAUUUCCCUGUGAUAUCUCAAUGACAACUUUUAUUUUCUUGUCAAAUUGCAACUCGCACCUGACUUAAGCCUAUUCUGUUUCUGGCCACAUUGGGGUUAAUCGAUGCACACCGUGAUUUUUGGUUUUGACAAACUGAUUUUGAAAUGGCUAAAAGUGGCUUUGACAUUCUUAUCAUAGGUACAGCACUACCUCAGAUCUUCAUAUGGGCCGUGGAUAACACACUUUUACAGAUGUCCCAUAGAAAACCCUGAGGUAUACUUUUUAAGAUAUUUUAAUCAGAGGAAUGUCAGCGUCAUCUGUGUGCAGACUCUAUGCUGUGUUCUUCGAAAAAGGGAAGGUUGUUAAAUUCCUUAUGAGGAUUGUUACACAUAUUUUGCUUCAGAAUGUGAUUAAGGGAGGAGAAAGGUCCCUUUCUACUGUGGAAAAGCUAAAAACAUGCACCAUCUACAUGUAUUUUAAAACCAAAAUGCUGAAAUAUUUUCACACUUUUAUAGCUUUGCCACCUUUUUACGAUGUUUACUGCUUCGAUGUUUGCUGCAGAGAGAGGAGAAGAGGAACACAGGAGGCCUUACUGUGGUGGAUUCAAAUAUAUAUGGAUUGAACACUAUUUUCAAACCAGUUUCUAUGAUGGUUAUUCUAAAAAAGAAGAAGAAAAAACACACAAAAUACAAAACUACAGUAGUACACCUUUUUCCUUUUUUUUUUGUUUUGUUUGAUUUUCCAUGACAUUGACAAAUGAUUUUAAUUGUUCUGCCAUAUAGCCAGGGUGCGAUUUGCUGAGUGUAACAGGGAGGUGGAGAUGCUUUCACAGCUUCUGUUUUGUAGAUUCUCUCCAAGGCAUAAAGUGUAACCUGCAGAGGGGCCAAUGGGGCAUUAUUCAUUGUUAUUAUUAUUACUUAUUUUUGUCACCACAAGACAGCAUUGGAAAUGAAGUUAUAUUAUUUCUUUAUUGGAUUGGGGGCAGAAUAAGAUGAGUUAAAAAUUCCCAAAUAAUAUAAAGUAAGCACCAAAAGCAGGGAGGAACUAUGUGUAUGUUCUUCCAUAAAGCACUCUACAAUUGUGUGUGUGUUUUACAUAGCAAAUUUAUGUUGAUGGCAAGUGAAUUGCAGGCAAAUGGAUAAAGUUUAAUCUAGCCAGCAGCCAACUAAAUAUUGCCUGAAUUUUCUUUCACCAAAUUUUUUUAACCCAAUUUCAAAAGAUCUUCCUAAACGAUUUGAGUCUACUUCAAGCUCAAGCUUAUUGAUGGGCUUUAAAGUAAGUCGAACUGUGUGCUGAGAAUGGCUUGUUUUGUUAGGAAAAGUAGGAAUAACCAUCUGUAUUUCCUGAGAACAGUGUUUAUUUCUGUCUAUAAGUCAAAUCGCACCCUAUAUAUGACCCAAGUCUUAAUGGAGAUGUGGCAUGAAUGCAUCACAGGCUUCUGGAGAGCUCAUUUUGCUGGUAAAAUUGCUUGUUACUUCAUUAAGGAUGCUCCGCUGUAUCAGCCUACAUUUUUGUACAACCCAGCCAUUAUGUUUAAAAGGUAUGACUUUACAUCUGCUUUUCCCUCUUUGUAUAAGAAUAAAUUAUUUAGUUGCUCAUGAUAUGUGUAACGGUUCAUGUAAACUGUACAUACGGUGUUUAUUUCCAUGUAUUUGUACAGAAUGUCUUUUAUGAAUUGUCACCUCAAAUUAUUUUUUCCCAAUUUUAUGGGACUGUUGUGCAAUAAAGAUGCCGAUGUUAAGAA